Messenger RNA from Trypanosoma rangeli, 678 nucleotides. Its product is annotated as cop-coated vesicle membrane protein p24 precursor. The coding region runs from base 1 to 678 and encodes 225 amino acids. The transcript has a single exon. NCBI's taxonomy places the organism in Eukaryota, Euglenozoa, Kinetoplastea, Trypanosomatida, Trypanosomatidae. The record is from RefSeq and is a predicted model, not a curated record. Gene Ontology annotation, biological process: Golgi organization; endoplasmic reticulum to Golgi vesicle-mediated transport; intracellular protein transport. Gene Ontology annotation, cellular component: endoplasmic reticulum-Golgi intermediate compartment; Golgi apparatus; endoplasmic reticulum.
AUGACUGCCGUCCGGGAAGGGGUGUUGCGUUUUACACGGUCGUCGUUGUUUUCGCACCUUGUGGUUCUCCUCGCACUGCUGGCUUCCCUCAACACGGUGCGGGCUGUGCGGGUGCGCUCCACCACGCAAGAUCUUGCGUUUGAGGUCAACCGGGAGGAGGUGUGCAUGUAUUCUGUGGGACUUGACUCGAAUGAGGGGGCGGCACUGCACUACCGUGUCUUGCGUGGGGGCGAUGACUUUGACGUGUACAUUCGAAGCCCAAGGAACAAGACGGUCUACGUGUCAUAUGCGGGGGAGCACGAGUUGGAGGAUCGUGUUUACUUCACCAAACACUUGCAUGGCGAGUACUCGUACUGCAUUGACAACAGCCAGUACUCUGGUAGCCGCAAGACUGUACAGAUGAGCAUCGGGGUGACCUCGUUGAAGCGGUGGAAGGACCGCAUUGACCCUCUCACAAAGAGUAUGCUGCGGACAGACAGUGUGAUGUUGGGCCUUCAUGAUGACCAGAUCAUCUUCCGCCUGCGUGAGCGAGACCUGCGGGAUAUGAUUGAAGAGAGCAAAAAGCUUCUGUUUCUAAGCGGCGCUGCUGAGACGGCGGUCAUUGUCAUCCUCUCCUUUCUUUACGUCAUCCUCAUCAAGCAUCUGUUUUCCAGAACAGGCACGAGGGCCGUCGCGUGA